Messenger RNA from Nicrophorus vespilloides, 1006 nucleotides. RefSeq names its product transport and Golgi organization protein 11 (gene Tango11). Bases 145 to 795 code for a protein of 216 amino acids. The record is from RefSeq and is a predicted model, not a curated record. NCBI's taxonomy places the organism in Eukaryota, Metazoa, Arthropoda, Insecta, Coleoptera, Silphidae. The transcript has 2 exons.
AAUUUUAAAGUGUGCAAGUUGGUUGCAGCCAGUUAUUCAGCUUGAUUCAGCUCAGGAACAUUUUAUACCUAAGAUUGAGUUAAUUUUACAUAUUUGUUCUGUUGCUGGGAGUGCGGUACUUGAGCCAGAGGGUUUAUUUUAAAAAUGUCUGCGAAUGGCAUAAGUCCCAACUACAGUGAGCUGGAGGAUGCGUUUAUCACCGAUGCUAAUUUCAAAGUAGACAUCAGCCAAAAGAUGCAGGUGCCGAACAAGAUUAGCUUCAGCAGUGAGAGUCUGAAUGGGGGUCCACACUGGAAUGAAAACAUCAAUAUGCAGGUCCCCGAGAGGAUUCUUGUUGUGGGACAGCAUCAGCACAUGGGCACCAGAGCACCGCCACGCGAAAUCGCUUUCGACAAUUCCCUUUUACCCACAGAACCAUACCCAUGUGAUUUAAGAGUGGCCACCCCACCAAGAACACUCACAUUGGACAGAUAUCCAUUUCCUGAUGCUAAUUUUGAAGAACCUGAGCCUGAACCAAAACCGAGAGCGCACCAAGCCAAGCAGAUAGCUAGGUUUGACUUGAAUGAUUCAAGUAUAUUGCAUAGAGAGAGCAGUCCACCAAUUGGUGCUGGUGGAGACACUUUGAGUGCAAAUGACGAGGUGCUGCAUUUACGUCGUCAGAUGGCCAAAUUGAAUAGACGCGUUAUGGCUUUGGAGUUGGAGCACCUGGGGCGUCUGCAGAAAGAGAAAAUAGUAUAUGGAUUGGGCAUUGCAUACUUCCUGCUGAAAGCUAUCAUCUGGCUAAACAGGACAUGAAUUCAAAACCUCCUUCAUAUGUAGUCUCAUUUGUUCUUCUUUUCCCUUAUCUGAUUUAGCAGCAUCUGGGAUAUUUUUUUACCAACAUUUAUUACAUACCCAAGACUUACUAUUAUUUUUAUUUUCGAUUUUUUUCUCUUCAUUCAUGACAAAAAGAUAAAACGAAGCAAAACGUAAAAAAUAUUUUACUUUUAAUUUUUCAUUAUAUUAU